AUGGAAUCAACUAUCAAGACUGCAGAGAUUCAUCAUAUUUAUGCUACUUUUCUUUGUGAUAUUGUGUAUUAUUGUGCUGCUGCCAUGGACUGAUGGUUCCUUUAAAACUGAUUUCCAGACAGACUAUAAAAAAGCUCAAUUUAUAGAUAAAAACAAAAUUUUUAUUGGACUUGAGUUCACUGAAGAAGCAAACCAUGAACGAACUUCAUUUAGGAAAAAUGUUAAUGAAAAUAUUCCUAGGCUGAAGAUGGAAAAAGUAAGUUUUGAUGGUGGUAACAAUGUAUUUAUGGAAAAGAUUAUAGCAGCUGCUAACAAACAGAAAGAAACAUCAGAGGCUUCAGCUGAUGCAGAUUCUGCAUUGGACAAGCAACAAGCAGUGAUUGCAGCAUUUCUGCAUGCAUGGAAAGGAUACAAAAAUUGUGCUUGGGGUCAUGAUAAUUUGAAGCCAAUUACCAAAGGGUUUCAUAAUUGGUUUGGUUUAGGUCUUACAAUUGUCGAUUCUUUGGAUACAAUGUAUAUGAUGGGGUUACAAAAGGAGUUUAAUGAAGCAAAGGAGUGGGUAAAAGAAAAACUGAAUUUUAAUGUAAAUAAAGAUGUCAAUUUCUUUGAAACUACCAUACGAGUAAUGGGUGGUCUUCUCAGUGCCUUUCAUCUUUCAAAAGAUUCCAUUUUUUUAGAUAAAGCAGUUGACUUAGCAAACAGAUUGAUGCCAGGAUUUCGAAGUUCAUCAGGAGUACCAUAUUCUGAUGUCAAUCUUCAGACUGGACAUGCACAUGCUCCUGCUUGGGGUCAAGAUAGCUCUGUUUCCGAAAUUUCUACAGUACAGCUGGAGUUUCGGGACAUUAGUCGUCUCACUGGUGAUCCAAAAUAUGAAAUGGAAGCCUUCAAAGUAUCUCAGCAUCUUCAUGCAUUAUCAAAAAAGGAUGGACUAAUUCCAAUGUUCAUUAAUGCUGAAAGUGGUCAGUUUCGUUCUACUUCAACAAUAACCGUAGGUGCAAGAUCAGAUAGUUAUUAUGAAUAUUUAUUAAAGCAAUGGAUACAAACUGGAAGGACAAUUGAUUGGCUAAAGGAAGAUUACAUUGAAGCUGUUAAUGGAAUUAUGAAGCAUCUCGUUAAACAGUCAUAUCCAAGCAAAUUUACAUUUAUUGGAGAGCUUUUAAGUGGCCGCAGUUAUAGUCCGAAAAUGGAUCAUCUUGUUUGUUACUUGCCUGGAACAUUAGCACUGGGAUACCAUUAUGGAAUGCCCUCUUCUCAUUUACGUUUUGCAUUUGAUUUGAUGGAGACCUGCUAUAAUAUGUAUGCUAAAACUGCUACAUUUUUAAGCCCUGAGAUAGCAUAUUUUAAUCUAUUGCCACAUGGAACUGCUGAUAUUAUAAUUAAGAGUAAUGAUGCCCACAACUUGCUUCGCCCAGAAACUGUUGAAAGUUUAUGGUAUUUAUAUCAUUUAACUCACAAUGAAACAUAUCGUGAAUGGGGAUGGAAUAUAUUUCAAGCUUUUGAAAAAUAUGCUAAGGUUGAAGAUGGUGGUUAUACUUCUAUUGGUGAUGUGCGUAAUCCCCAGAUAACUAAGCCAAGAGAUAUGAUGGAGAGCUUCUUUUUAGCAGAAACUCUAAAAUACUUAUUUUUAUUAUUCAGUGACAAUCAAGAAUUAUAUUCGUUAGACAGGUAUAUUUACAAUUCUGAAGCACAUUUGUUACCUAUUUUGAAUUCCUAAUGAUGAAUGUUAUAGUCCUUCAUUAUGUUUAUGCAUAUAAUAUAGAAGAUAAUUGUUAAUUAUUUAUUGUUGAAAAUUCAAUGAUUUAUAUGUACUUAAAGUUUCGAAUAUUUUUUUAUGAUUCUGAUUUCCUUACACCAUAAUUUAUGUUAUGAAAAUAUUUUUAUGUUUGUUUUAAAUUAUUCAACAGUAUUGCAAUUGCAGUAAAGAAAAACCUCCCUUCCCCAUUUCCUUUGAAUUUUCAACAGGUGAAAUACACUCUCAGAAAAAAAAAAAAAAAUCUACAUGUCUAGAAAAAUUGUUCCAUUAUGAUGAAAUCUAACGUUUUGUUUGAAGAGAGAGAGGUGAGGAAGUGAGUGAAAUUGGAUGGUGAACAGCUCAUUUAUUGUGAAAAUAUAAGUAAAAAAAAAAAAAAACUGUUGGAGAUUAGAAUCAUGCAUAGGCACCACUGAUAACUAUGUUUGAAGUCUCAUAUUUUCUUGCAAAUUUGAAAUGCAGUCAUGCAGGACUAGCUGCAGGAUAGUCUUGUAAUUGCUCAGUAAGUUCACACUUAUUCUGAGAUGGCUGUGACUAACAUCCUAAUGUGUCCCGUGUGUAUUUAAUUGAGGUGAAAGCUAGAAAUCCAUCAGGGGUGGGUCCUGACAGUAAACUUAAUGUUCUUUAGACAUAUUCAUUGUGUGCAGAAGAGAUUGAGUCUGACAGACUCAGUAGCAUUGUUGUAAUAAGUUGCAGGAUAUCAGUGCAUUUGAUGAACAGUUAAAGUGUUGUGUUGGGCCAGUAAAAGUGAGUUGAAACUCGAAUCUAGUACAUUGCAAAUUUCACGGUUGCAUCACCAGAGUAGGCCAUAUUGUCAAUACUUGGGAGCUAGACAUUGCAAUGGAUACUGAUAAUGAAGCAUUCUCUCAACAGUAAAGCAUUCUAUCUUACCCAAUGAUAUGUGAAUAAGUGUGUCAGGUAGAGAGAAGGUCCUUAUGCAAUUAUGACAGCUUUUUGAUAGCAUUAAUCCUCUCGAGAAGGUAAUUGCUACGUUCAACACUAUUACAGUCACAUAAUUAGGUAUACUAGCAUCUUCUUCUUUUUGACCUAACAUCAUCACUCGCUCUAUUGGUUUUACCAUCAUCAGAAUUUUCUUUGGGGUUCUCUUAAUUGGUAAUGCGAACAGUACUGCUACCUGAAAAGUCUAUCUUGAUACCUUUGUGCUGCAUUGUGCUUAACUAUAGCCCAAAUUAAGCAGUUUUAAAUUAAGUCGAAGGAAACCUUUGAAGGUGCGCUAAUUUUGGAAGCUUACUAUGGGUUCCGUGCUAACAGGGUAACAGAAAGUUCUUAAAAAUUUUAUACAGUUAGGUUUGCAAAUAUUUUAAUUUGAAAUUUUUAAAAAAUAAAAUAUUCUAAAUGUCAUGCACCAAAAUCAGUUUAAAUUUUAUUGGAAAUAAAAUAUUUAAAUUUUAUUGGAAAUAAAAUUGAAUUGAGUGUAAUUCCCAAUGAAAAAAAUGUAAAUGUCUUUAAAACAGAAUUGCUUGGAUUUGGUAGUAUUAUAGUUUUUAAUCCUACACCAAUUUUGAAUUCUUCUCUGAUCAUUUUUAGUACAGUACAAAAUCUGUAAUCCGGACGUCCAUUAUCCAGAAUGAUCUAUAAUCCGGACCUCAAAGCCACAAACUUUAAGCAUGCGCACAUUGAAAGAAAUGUUUAAUAAAGUAAACAAAUAAAUAUUAAGC
Molecule: messenger RNA, 3429 nt
Organism: Stegodyphus dumicola
Lineage: Eukaryota; Metazoa; Arthropoda; Arachnida; Araneae; Eresidae
Gene: alpha-Man-Ib
Product: alpha-Mannosidase class I b
Biological process (GO): carbohydrate metabolic process; mannose trimming involved in glycoprotein ERAD pathway
Cellular component (GO): endoplasmic reticulum; membrane
Molecular function (GO): calcium ion binding; mannosyl-oligosaccharide 1,2-alpha-mannosidase activity
Source: RefSeq, a predicted model, not a curated record